CUCCCGCGCAGUGACAGCGCAUUGCGCUAAAAAGCGAAGUCGAGUGUGCAUGUUCUACGAUUAAACAUGUUAAAAAGUUUUUCUGAAAUUUUAGUUUUAUGUUACAUUUGGUGCCCAAAUCGUUCUAUAGGAACUGAUAUAUUGAACUUUUCUCCGUCUUGAUCAAGUGAGAAUCUUAGUAAAAUAUCUAGUGAAUAGUACAUAAUUUAUCGUUUUAUCGUAAGUCAGUUUUGUUAAAUCACCAACACCAUGCCGAAAGGAAAGAAAAAUAAAGGAAAAUUCGAGCACAGAAGAACAGAACAGCCAUACUCGUCUGACGAGGACGCCGGCAUAGACAUGACCAUCGACAACUGCUCUGAGACCUCUGGUCAGUCCGACCUCAAGAGCAUACAUGAUGAAGCAGACAAUGAAAUUCUAGAGAAACUGGAGGAGAAAGUGCUGGAAGAUAUAGACGCUCUGAGCGCCCGCUCAAACGCCGCCCGCGCAGCUGCCCUGGUCUCCCUACGCAAUGCUCUUCAACGGCGCUACCUCGCCACUGUCCUGGCGAACCAGCGCGCAACAUUGGCCGAUCACAUCACUCGGGCAUUGAGAAGAGGUCGUGAUGGGGAACGGAAAGCUGCUGCUGCUAUAGCGCCUUUGUUGGCCCUGCAGAUCGGAGAGGAGGGUGCGGAGGAGUUCGUGCGGGAGGUGCGUCCGGCGUUGGCCGCCGCGGCCGUAGACAAGACAGCCUCGCUAGAGACCCGCACUGAGUGCUGCACAUCACUGGCGGCGCUAUGCUUCCUGCUGGAGGAAGACCUCACGGAGAUCCUGGAGGUCAUGCGCAUGUACGAGACUAUCUUCAGCGGCAGCUAUCUCAAGGGUGACGGCAGUGUGAAAGUGUCCGGUUCGGCAGUGGAAGAAGGCUUGCUUCACGCGGCUGCGCUGGACGGCUGGGCGCUGCUGCUGACACUCCUGUCACCGCAGCAUGCACACACGUUGCUGCACACCCAGGCACCGUCUUUCGCACGACUCGCCGAGCUGCUCGAAGCUUGCAGCGUUGAAGUACGGAUGGCAGCCGGCGGAGCUUUGGCCAUCGCCCAUGAACGCAUCACCGACCCCGAAACCGAUGUGACGACUCCCCAAUAUGUAGAAGUGAUUCUGCCGAGACUCGAGCAGCUGGCCAGAGACUCGCACAAAUACCGCGCCAAGCGAGACCGCAAAAUUCAAAGAGCCACUUUCAGGGAUAUAUUGAAGUACUUCGAGGAGGAGGAGGCGCCCGCGCUGAGCGUGCGCGUGGGCGGCGAGCACCUCCAAAACACCGCGGCGUGCAAAGCGCGUACUCUGGCACGCAACAAAAGCCGCGACAAGCGCUCUGCAGCGUUGGCACUCUGA
Hyposmocoma kahamanoa is the source of this 1371-nucleotide messenger RNA. It is a transcript of the gene Ifrd1, whose product is annotated as interferon-related developmental regulator 1. NCBI's taxonomy places the organism in Eukaryota, Metazoa, Arthropoda, Insecta, Lepidoptera, Cosmopterigidae. The record is from RefSeq and is a predicted model, not a curated record. The coding region runs from base 250 to 1371 and encodes 373 amino acids. The transcript is spliced from 9 exons.